Molecule: messenger RNA, 3379 nt
Organism: Paramecium sonneborni
Lineage: Eukaryota; Ciliophora; Oligohymenophorea; Peniculida; Parameciidae
Source: the annotation of a GenBank genome assembly
AUGAGUAGACACAAAACUCAAUUCAAAACCAUCAAAAAGAGGACUAAUAAGACUUCUGAUUUGACAGAGAAGUUCAAAAAAAAUCUACAAGAACAACUAGAUUCUGAUGAUGAUGAUGGAGAUUAAUAAAAUGAGUAGAAAUCUAAACAUGAAAGUGUAAAUAAUUUUCUUUAUCUACUUUUAGUUAGUCAAUGAAUAUUUAGCAUUUACUUAAUUAGAAUAAGCACUCACAACAGGAUUGAGAGCUGCUAUUUCUGGAGAUUUAGUUCCUAAAAAUCCUUGGUGUGAAGUAUCAAGAACACUUGGAGUAUAAAAUCUUAAAACUGACAUUUACACAACUUUUGAAAAAUUAGCUAAGAAUUUCAGAAAGACACCUUGUAUUGAAACUAGAAAAUAUCAUAUUUAUAAAAUUAGUUAUAGUUUCAAACAAAAGACAAGAAUAAUUAAUUCUUAGAAUGAAUUAGAAGAAGUCUUAGAAGAAUAAAAAUUUGAAGUUUAUGGAUAUGAAAGGAUGCUUGAAUAUGUUUUCCUACCUAAUUUAAAAGAAUUUUAUUUUGCUAUUUAGAAUAUAUUGCCUUCAUUUAUUAAAGAAUAUCCUUAAGGUAGAAUAUAGGUUGUUAAUUCAUUAUCUGGAGGAUAUAUAAUUAAAUCUGGUUUAAUUACUUAUCCUAAAGCUCAUCCAAAAGAUUUGGAAAUAAAUUGUGAAUGUUUUAUUUAAGCAAGUUCUGAUGAGAUUGCUUUUGAUAUGUUCGCAAAUUUUGUUUUUGAAGAUUGUUAAAGUAUCAAUAAUAAAUAAGAUUUAAAUCUAAUAAAAGUAUUUUUAAUAUACUUUUUUGAUUAAGAGAAGAAGGAAUAAAAGAAAAUAACAUGGAAAAUGAAAAAUAUUAGUAAUUCUAAUAAAAAUAGAUUUAUAAAUGAAAUAAAAGAAUAUACUAAAAGUCGUAGUAGCAUAUAUUGGAAGGGAUAUUGUAGAGUAAAGGGAUUUGAGAAUUUAGAUUUAAUGGAAGGAAUAGAUGAGAAUAAUCCAGAAGGAUUUUAAUAUAUAGAAGUAUAUAAAAUAUAUAAUCUUCAUUUAUUUAAAAAUGAUGGUUAAUAAAUAUAAAAAAUAUCAUAUUAGAAUUAACCAUUAGGAUCAUUACUAAAAGGUGUAUUUUUUGAUGAAGGAUAAGCUUAGAUAUAUGCAUCAUUUUUUUAUAAAGAUAAUGAAACAUUUAAUAAGAGUAUUUAUUAUAAGGAUUUUGUAAAGAAUCAUUUAAUGUUAGUUUUAAAAAAAUGGGAAGAAUAAAAUAUAGGAGCAUCAGCUUGGGAAUUAUUUUAUUUAGCAUUGUAUAUUGAAAAUGCAGAUCAAAGAAGAGAUUUAUUAGAUUCAAUAAUUUAGAUUAUUAGUAGUGAUUAUUCAUCUCUUAUUUAAUUAACAAAAUUAAAUAAUAUUCUUUAAAUGUUAAUGGAGGAAUAUGAUAAAAAGUAAUAAGCACUUUUAAGACCAAUUAUAACAUCAACUUAUAAUGUUUAUAGAUAAGAAUUAAUGGUAACAUUUGGAAGAUCAUCUGGAAGUGAUAUUAUUAGAUAUAGAGAAUUCUUAUUUAGAUUAUUAAGAGAAAUGGAAGAUAGAUAAGGUGGAUUUUUAAUAGAAGAAAAUUCUUAUUAAGUUUUAAAAGCUAUGGUUAAAGUAACUAAAUUUAUAGGAAUAGGUAAUUUAUAAAGAGUUGGAGCUAUUACUGUUAGUUUAUCACUUUAUAUAUUUGAUUCACUUAAAUAAAAUAAAUUAAUAUCUGAAAAUUCUGGAUAUUAUACAUAUGAAGAAUUUUAAUCAUUGAAAGCCCCUAAAAAAAUGUUGCAUGUAAGUACAGAAAUAUAAGCUAAAAAAAUAGAUAAAGAAUUUAAAUAUAAAAAAGAAGGUGAUAUAGAAGAUGUAAUAAUUUUAUAAUUCUUAAAUGAAUAUGAUCUUUUUGAUAAUUUAUAUUAUAUUUUAAGAGAUAUCUUUUUUGGUAAAUAGUUACCUAAUGCUUUACCUACAGCAUAAUUUAAAGUAGAAACAAAAGCUAUAAAAUAUCAAUUAUUUGAAAUAGAAAGAAAAGAAGUAUAUGAUUAAAUGAUUAAUUAAUUAAGUGAAGAUAAACGUAUAAAUUAUGGAAAUGAUCCUAGUAUGGAACUAUAUAAUUUUAUAACUGAAGAUAUGGAUGAUUUAGAUCUAAAACCAAUUAUUGGAUGGAAAUAAUGUUUAUAUUAUGCUGCUGUUUUUGAAAUAUCUGGUCUUAAAGCUUAUCUUGAUGAAUUUCCAUGGAGAAAAGCAUUAAAAAGACCUAUACCUGAAGCUUAUAAAGUUAUGCCAAUUUUAGCAGUCUCAGGUACUUAUCUAUUUCAUGAUGCUGAUGUCAUUAAUAGAACUUAUGGAGAAUGGGGUUUACAUUGGGAUUGGAUUAUUAAAGGAGCUUCAUAUCCACAUGCUUAAUAAAUAUUUAUUGAUACUAUACUUAAAUAUGUAUCAUGGUUAGAAGUAUCUACAGAAAUGAUGGUUAUGGGAUUCUUUACUAAAAAAAAUAGAAUUGAACCUUUUUUAACUAUUGAAGAAAUUCUUAAAGCUGAAGAUCUCUCUGAAAUUAGAUAAAGAUUACUUAGUAAAUUUACUGAAGGAAAGGCUGUUUUUUUUAAAACCAUCUUUAAAGUUGAAACUAGAUUUAAAAAUGUUAAUUUCAUUAUCAAUUUACACUAUAUUGAUUAAAGUGGAUCCAAUUUAUAAAGUUUAUUAUAAGAAGAUAUUUGUGAACAUUAUUUUAGAGUCUUCUUUGAUUUAAGUGAAUUUAAAUUAUGGAAUAGACUCUAUCCUUAUUCUAAUAAUAGAGCUCUUAAAUUAUUAACCUAAUAAUAAUAAAAUGUAUUUUAUACUGGUAGUCUUAAUGAUGCUAUUAAAUUAGAAUUGAUUAAAUUCUUUGUAACAGAAAGUGAAGAAAUAUUUUUAACGAUGUGCAGAAUUCUAUUUUCAUAUUCAGAAUCCUUUUAUAAUUAUUCAAAAGAAGCUGAAACCUUUUAUUUUCUUUUCAAAUAUCUAAAUGAAAUCAAAAACAAAGAAAGACCUAAGAUUGAAUCUGCCAAUGAUAUUAAAGAUUAUUAUUCAGAAUGGUAAAAAGGUUUACAAGAUGAUUUAAUUGCUUAUGAUAAUAUUUAUUUUGAUUCCAUAGGAGCUACAGUUAUGAAUUAUUUAUAACAUGGUACCUAAGCAUUUGAAAAUAAUGAAACAGAUUUUGAUAGUUAUGCCAGCAAAAUGAUUAAGUUGUAUGAUAUGUGUUAAAUCAUUUCUGAUUCUGUAGUCCUAACAUAUCGACAACUUUUAUUAGAAGAUUAUGGUUACACUUUACUAUGGUUACCAAAAUAAAGAUGA